UGAUCGUUAUCUGCAGCUUUGAUGGCAAAAGUGGAACAUAGAGCCCAAGAAUCAAAAGGUGGGGGAUGUUCUCCGCUCCAUCAUUGGCCGUUGUCUCUCAGAUAACCGGCACGGACUCCAGCCAAUACUACGACGACGGAUUGAUAAAUGGAUUAAGACGAAUUGUCAUACACAGUAUGUCCCUACGAUAUUGGAAGUAUUUGUAGGGUCGCGUUUCCAUCUCGUCUUCUAGCCCCGGAGACAAUCGGCAACCUUCCUUUGCUUGCAAACUUUGUACAUUAUACUUAUACCAUCACUGCGUUGCUAUCGUGGGCGAGGGUGUGUCGAGAGAACGAGAAACAGUAUUCGAGGGAGCCCAAACAUAACACACACCAGACCAUACCAUGGCUACCACAAGAGCCCCCGCGGCGUCAGCCACUUCGACCGAGAAGUCCUUCGAAGAGUCCCACCCCAAGGAAAGCGGCCACCCGCGUGCUCAUGCCGCACCACACGAUCUACUCGAUGUCAUGGAGCAGGGAACAGUCCAAGUCGAUGAGCCCAAGAUCCUGGGCGGCUGGAACGUGAAGCUCGAAAAGCUUUUUGGCGUCGAAGCCCGUGGUAUCGAACGCGUCCUCGAAGCCGACAAGCCUCCCAGGGCCACCUUCGCCGACUUUGUCCAGAUCGUCCUGCUCUGGUUCUCCGCCAAUUUGACACUGAACAAUCUGACGAUCGGCCUGCUGGGGCCCCUUGUCUUUGAACUCGGCCUGACUGAUGCCAUGCUCGUUGGAACUUUCGGAACCAUAGCAGGCACCCUAGGCACUGCGUAUCAGUCCACAUGGGGCCCCGUGAGCGGAAACAGAACCAUGGUUGUCGCACGUUACACCAUGGGUUGGUGGCCGUCCAAGAUCUGUGUGCUGUUGAACAUGGUCAUCAUGUUGGGUUAUGGACUUGUCGACUGUCUCAUUGCCGGACAACUUCUGAGUGCUGUGGCCGGUGGCUCGAUGUCCGUCAUUGUCGGUACCAUAAUUGCGGCCGUCAUCUCACUGGUGGUCGCCCUGUUCGGUAUCAAGCUGUUCCAUACCUACGAGCGAUAUGCAUUCAUCCCGCAAAUAUUGGUGUUGUUCAUCUUGAUCGGCGUCGCGGGACCAUACUUCAACGCUGGAAGUGCCACGGUUGGAGCCGGCACUAGCGUUGCUGUUGCAGACCGAGUCAGCUUUUUCUUUCUCGCCGCGUCCGCUCCCUUGGCAUGGUGCCCUGCCGCAUCUGACUAUUUCGUCUACUUCCCCAAGAAUUGCGCGCGCAGCAAAGUCUUUGGCAGCACAUUACUCGGUCUUGGACUGAGCUCGGUCAUCAUGGUCCUUAUCGGAGUCGGACUCGGGUCUGGCGCACUGGUCAAAUCAGACUGGACGGACGCAUACGAUGUCUCAGCCGGCGCUUUGAUUGUGCAAGCACUUAGCCCGCUGGGCACGUUCGGACAUUUCUGCUCGGUCGUCCUGGCGCUGGGUUUGAUUGCCAACAAUAUCCCCGGAACGUACUCUGCUGCCUUGGGCUUCCAGCUGCUUGGUCGUUGGUUCCGCGUCAUCCCCCGUUGGAUCUGGGUUAUUGUUUCUGUGGUCAUCUAUACAGUAUGUGCCUGCGCCGGACGCAACAACUUGUUCAACAUUUUCGAGGACUUUUUGGCCCUGAUGGGAUAUUGGACCAUCAUGUGGUGCACUAUGACCUUGGAAGAGGAGCUGAUUUUCCGACGCAAGAUUGGAUAUAACUGGGAUGACUGGAAUGUUCCUUCCCAUCUACCUAUUGGUAUCGCCGCCUUGAUUGCAUUCUGCAUUGGAUGGGUCGGCGCGGUGUUGUGCAUGUACCAGGUCUACUUCACUGGUCCGAUUGCUAAACUUGUCGGGUACGGUAUCGACCUUGGAUUCCCGGUCUCAGCGGCAUGGUCUGGAAUGUUCUACCCUCCCCUUCGCUAUCUUGAGUUGAAGCACUUCAAGCGAUGAGUGGCAUAUUGUCGGAUUAUCACUGCAUACGUGGUUAUAAUCAAAUGCUGGAUGGACUAGAUCAUGGCUAGCAGCAAUGCUUCUUACGCAUUGGAAUUGUCACAAUAUCAGAACUGAAGAAUCAACUUUGUGCUCGGUCUCGGUCAUCAGUGCUCUUCA
Messenger RNA from Exophiala viscosa, 2132 nucleotides. RefSeq names its product nucleoside transporter family. Gene Ontology annotation, cellular component: plasma membrane; fungal-type vacuole membrane. NCBI's taxonomy places the organism in Eukaryota, Fungi, Ascomycota, Eurotiomycetes, Chaetothyriales, Herpotrichiellaceae. The record is from RefSeq and is a predicted model, not a curated record. Gene Ontology annotation, biological process: transmembrane transport. Gene Ontology annotation, molecular function: transmembrane transporter activity. Bases 384 to 1973 code for a protein of 529 amino acids. The transcript has 5 exons.